This is a messenger RNA of Gaeumannomyces tritici R3-111a-1, 1559 nucleotides long. RefSeq lists its product as hypothetical. Bases 84 to 1433 code for a protein of 449 amino acids. Lineage: Eukaryota; Fungi; Ascomycota; Sordariomycetes; Magnaporthales; Magnaporthaceae. The record is from RefSeq and is a predicted model, not a curated record. The transcript has a single exon.
CACCACCACUCACCACUGCUGCGCCACCGCGACACUCACCUCUCCCUAACAGCCCUUCGUUCCAAACAGCCCCCGUUAGCAAGAUGAAGUCCAGUUCCCAAGCAUCCGCCGCCGCGGCCAUCGUGGCCCUCGCACACCUGGCGGCAGCCGCCCCGGCCGCGGUCGAGGCCGGCGCCGUGGUGCCGACGGUGCACAUGCCGGUGCACAUGAAGUACGGCCAGAACAACAAGUUCGCCACCAGCCUGGUCCUGCCCUACUCGGACCAGAGCAUCGAGGUGUGCUACGACCUGGGCAGCCCGGACUUCUUCGUCUUCUCGCCCAACGCGACCCAGAACUGGGGCUGCCGCUACCUGACCUGCCAGGGCCCUUGCAACGCCACGGUGCCUGAGGAGGGGACCUACGACCCGUCCCUGUCCAAGACGGCGACGGCCCCGCGGCCCUGGGCCCGCGACUACGGCUACGGCGGUGGCCUUACCAAGUGGUACCGGGCCAACAAGAUCGUCAACGACACCUUCGCCUUCACCAACCACCUCAACAAGUUCUCGUCCCAGGUGUCCGACGUCGAGGUCGCCCUCGUGCCGUACCUGCAGCAGCGCACAUUUAGCGCCGCCGAGAACUCGUGCGCCGAGAAGCCGAAGUACGACUACUCCAUCCUAGGCAUAGCGCCCUACUUCUCCAGCCCGGACCCCAAUGCCAGGAACACGACGGGCCCGUCGUUCCGCCAGAACCUUCUCGACCAGGGCCGCAUCUCGGCGCCGGUGCAAUCGCUGUGGAUGGAGAGGCGGCCCGACGACGUGCGCGGCACCUUCACGGGCGCCGGCCUGCUGGGCGGCAUCGACACGUCCAAGUACUCGGGCCCACUCGUCCGGAUCCCGCGCCUCAAGGGCCUCGGCUACAGCCUCUACGAGUACUACACGCACGCCGCCAAGCUGUCCUUCAACGGAGUCGCGCCCAUCCCCAUCGACACCACCAGCCCGGGCGUCGAGACCGAGUGCAUCCUCGACUCAGGCGGCGUCGGCGACGCCCACAACCCCGUCGACGUCGAAGCCUACUACAACGUCACGGGCCUGCGCCUCAACCCGAGCCACCCGACCCCGUACCAGGGAAACUACCUCUCGUGGCCUGGCAAGUGCGAGGACAUCCCCGCGGACCACUUCAUGGAGUACAGUCUCGUCGGCGUCCGGGAGGGCGAGACGGCCGUCGUCAAGGUCCCGAUGCGCAACUACGCCCGCUUCCAGGACCCCAUUGACGAGGCCAGGGGCUGGUGCACCAUGGCAAUAAGCCUGCGCGGCUGCUCUCUCAACGCGCCCUUCCUCUCGGCCGCCUUCUUCGCCGCCGACGACGAGAGCGGAGAGAUUGCCAUCGCGCAGGGCGGCGUGGCCGAGCAGGGAAGCGGUGUUGACAACUCCAAGGUCGUGCUCAGGAUCCCUUAGGAGUCUGGCCAGGAGUCUUCAGGUCGUAACGGGUCGUUAAUAGUCGAAAGCUUUAUGAUUUAUGGUAAUUGUCUAACGUAAUACUAGUUUAUCAGCAUACAAAUACAAAAGUAUGUAAUUCCAGAA